GCAGGAAAGGGGAGAGGGGGUGGGGGGCAGUGGUGAGAUGGCGAGCUUUGCAUGCUCAGCCCUGCCGCGACAGCGACCAGAUCAAACCACAGAUGGUGAGUGAGUUUGAGAGGGAGGCAAAGAAGAAACUCACCCAGGUCUGACACCGGUGUUUUGUAGCUGCGCCUGUUAGGGAAAGGAGGGCUGUGGGCGGAGAAGGGAAAAGGUUAGCCCGCCGAGGAGCCAGCGGUCCUUUUUUAAAGUAAAGGAAGGAGGUGGCAAGAAAAGCCAGCAGAAGCAGAGGAAUUGGAGGCGAGGGGUUGUUGGAAGCAGGAGCACGGGGGGAGCUGAGCACACAGCAUCCUGCUGGCUCCCUGGUUGAACAGGAACUGAACUGAGAAAUCCUCCCGCUCGCUGCCGCUGCCGCAUUCGGAGCUCCGGGGGUCUCACCACCGCGCACGCUGCCCCCAGGCUGCCUCGCGCCCAUGAGCUAGAGAGCCGCCUCCCGUCGCGGGCCCCCGCGGUAGAUGACCGUGGACAGCACCAUGAGCAGUGGGUACUGCAGCCUGGAUGAAGAUCUGGAGGACUGUUUCUUUACUGCCAAGACUUCCUUUUUCAGGAAUGCACAGAGCAAGGCCCCCUCCCAGAAUGUCUGCAAACCCGUGGAAGAGGAGAAGCGCCAGGUCCCCACACUUAAGGAAAUCAAACAGAAAAUUGACAGUUACAAUAGCAAGGAGAAAAAUUGUCUGGGCAUGAAGCUGAGCGAUGAUGGUACCUACACAGGCUUCAUUAAAGUGCAUCUGAAGCUUCGGAGGCCGGUGACAGUACCGGCUGGGAUCCGGCCCCGGAGUAUCUACGAUGCCGUCAAAGAGGUGAACCUGGCUGCCACCACGGACAAGAGGACGUCCUUCUACUUGCCGCUGGACGCCAUCAAGCAGCUGCAUAUUAGCAGUACCACCACGGUCAGCGAAGUCAUCCAGGGGCUCCUCAAGAAGUUCAUGGUAGUGGACAAUCCCCAGAAGUUUGCUCUGUUCAAGCGGACGCACAAGGAUGGACAAGUGCUAUUUCAGAAACUCUCCAUCACCGAGUGUCCCCUUUACCUUCGCCUGCUGGCCGGCCCUGACACAGACAUCCUCAGUUUUGUGCUGAAGGAGAACGAGACAGGAGAGGUGGAGUGGGAUGCUUUCUCCAUCCCAGAGCUCCAGAACUUCUUAACCAUUCUGGAAAAGGAAGAACAGGACAAAAUCCAGCAAGUGCAGAAGAAGUAUGACAAGUUCAAGCAAAGACUGGAGGAACUCUUGAGAGAUGCCCAGGGCAAACCUGGCUAACCCUGCCUGCCUCCCCUUCCUGCCUUGUCCUGGAACGGCUCCAGAGGAGAACGGAUUGGUAUUAUUAUUAUUUUGCAACAGACACUUUUCUCAGGACACAUCUGGCUGGGUACUCUUAUGCUCACCCUCAAGUUGUUCCAGAUGGGCAGUAACUUCUCCGAUAUGUUGUGUCUUGGGAUUUUUCCUCUCGCCCCUUCCCGUGUCACCCCUCGGCCCCCAGAGACACUGUUGUGGGAGCAGUACCAGUGUUCUAAGAGAAUCUUUCUCUUGCUCUGUCAAACUUCAGGCCUUUCAGAAACCCAACAGCUGCCUUGACGCAUCACCAAUCCAGGACCUAUCACUGGUUGGCCAAGGCAGAUAUGGGAAAAACAAGGAAAAAUGAUUUUAAAGAGAUGCGUAUUCCUUCCUAGACCUCUGUUCUGUUCUCUCUUCCCUCCCUUCUCUUAUUGAACAGCUUUAUUUAUUGAGUCACAUAAUAAAAGAGCUGAAUGUUCA
Phascolarctos cinereus (koala) is the source of this 1802-nucleotide messenger RNA. It is a transcript of the gene RASSF5, whose product is annotated as Ras association domain family member 5. NCBI's taxonomy places the organism in Eukaryota, Metazoa, Chordata, Mammalia, Diprotodontia, Phascolarctidae. Gene Ontology annotation, cellular component: nucleus. Gene Ontology annotation, biological process: signal transduction. The record is from RefSeq and is a predicted model, not a curated record.